This is a messenger RNA of Eruca vesicaria subsp. sativa (arugula), 1128 nucleotides long. NCBI's taxonomy places the organism in Eukaryota, Viridiplantae, Streptophyta, Magnoliopsida, Brassicales, Brassicaceae. The record is from the annotation of a GenBank genome assembly.
AUGGGCGGGGUGACGUCAUCCAUGGCGGCGAAGUUUGCGUUUUUCCCGCCGAACCCACCUUCUUACGGUGUCGAAGUUGUGGCAGAGACAGGGAAGCUGAGGCUAACGGGCGUUGAGAACGUGAAGGAGAACGUUGAAGUGUUGAAGCUGAAGACUAAGAGAGGGAAUCAGGUGGUUGCGGCGUAUAUUAAGAACCCUACAGCCUCACUCACUCUUCUCUAUUCCCACGGCAACGCUGCUGAUCUCGGCCAGAUGUUUGAGCUCUUCUCCGAGCUCAGCCUCCAUCUUCGCGUCAACUUGAUUGGGUAUGAUUAUUCGGGUUAUGGGAAGUCUUCAGGGAAGCCUAGUGAGCAGAACACAUACUACGAUAUAGAAGCAGUGUAUAGAUGCUUAGAGGAGCAAUAUAAUGUGAAGGAACAAGAUGUUAUCUUAUAUGGACAAUCCGUAGGAAGUGGACCAACGUUAGAGUUAGCUUCUCGGUUACCAAACCUAAGAGCUGUUGUUCUCCACAGUGCUAUUGCAUCUGGUCUUAGAGUCAUGUACCCUGUGAAACGAACUUACUGGUUUGACAUUUACAAGAAUGUUGAUAAGAUAUCUUCUGUAAAAUGUCCUGUUCUGGUGAUUCACGGAACAUCAGAUGAUGUUGUGAACUGGUCUCAUGGGAAGCAACUAUUCGAACUUUGUAAAGAAAAGUAUGAACCGCUUUGGAUCAAAGGAGGGAACCAUUGUGAUUUAGAGCUAUAUCCACAGUACAUAAAGCAUCUAAAGAAGUUUGUAUCAGCUGUUGAAAAGAAGCCUCAGGUUUCUAACGCGUGUGUGCCACAAACAGAGAUGGCUAGGAGCAGUACUGAUGUUAGAGAGGCUGCAAGACCAAGCACAGACCAAAGAGAGAAGGCAAGACCAAGUAUGGAUCAAAGAGAGAUGCCAAAGCUGAGUACUGAGAGUAAGGAUAAAGCGAGAGCGAGCGUUGAUAAGAGAGAAAGAACGAGGAAAAGUGUUGAUGGGUCUGCAGAACAGCAGAUACAAACAGAGAAAGCGAGGAAUAGCAUUGACAGGUUUGGGGAGAUGAUAAGAUCUGUAGGAUUAUGCAACAUAGAUUGUUUCAAGCCUACAUCAACAGCUAAAUGA